AAUCACAAACACGUAUCUGAUAAGCGAAGUUGUGUAACUCUGAAUCACUGAGUCGUAGGCAUUUCUUGUGAGUGUCAGUACUUCCAUACCAAAACAAGCUUUUUUCAAGAAAAAAAUGGUGCUAAAUUAUUUAUUGCAAUGUGAAUAAUUAUGAGAACAUCUCUUCUAUAUGUGAUAUGCCUGGCCUGCCUGGUGGCUACAGGGAAGACCUGUAUGGUCGGCGGCGUCUGGAGGUACGGGAGUCCCUACUACGACGAUUACGAUUACGGACCUCGUGGACGGUCCAGGACCGGAUUGGGUAACACCGGCUACGGUAACACCGGGUUCGUCAGCUAUGGUGUGGGGUUAGGAGGACUUGGCAUUCUGCUGAGUCUAUUGUUCCACCCCCACUUCCCCAACAACCACCGCCCUCCACCACCUCGAGAGGUCCAUCAUCACCACCACUACUUCCAUCAUGAAGGAGGAGGAUACGACUACAAGUACGGUCGAGACCCACCAAACUGGGGCGCUUAUCGUCGUCCUCCUUCAGGAUCCUCUGGAUCCUCUUCAGGACCAAGUGAUAAAGGAUCUCAUAGCUUCUCUAACUUUUUCAAAAACAUGUUUUAUAGGUGAAAACCUCUUUAUGCAUAAAAUCUGUUUUAUUUGCAUUUAAUUAAAA
Molecule: messenger RNA, 658 nt
Organism: Homalodisca vitripennis (glassy-winged sharpshooter)
Lineage: Eukaryota; Metazoa; Arthropoda; Insecta; Hemiptera; Cicadellidae
Exons: 2
Coding region: 151-612 (153 amino acids)
Source: RefSeq, a predicted model, not a curated record